Medicago truncatula (barrel medic) is the source of this 6194-nucleotide messenger RNA. RefSeq names its product protein NETWORKED 1A. Gene Ontology annotation, molecular function: actin filament binding. Bases 540 to 5879 code for a protein of 1779 amino acids. The record is from RefSeq and is a predicted model, not a curated record. Gene Ontology annotation, cellular component: plasma membrane. NCBI's taxonomy places the organism in Eukaryota, Viridiplantae, Streptophyta, Magnoliopsida, Fabales, Fabaceae. The transcript is spliced from 5 exons.
CAUUAUCAAAAGCAUAAACAAAAAACAACACAGCACCAGUGUUAUGUUGACGGGUCAUUGAGUGUGUCAGAAUUUGCAAUUCCACAACACAAGAACCCAUUUUGUAGAGAGAGAAAAAAAUGUUACUUUUUGUGUCACAUUGAAAGAGAGAGAAAAUGGGGUAAGGAAGGUUUUUGCAUUAUCAGUGUUAUCACAGCUAGUAGUGAAGCUGACAUUGCCAGAUUUCCUGGUUUUGUGGUGUUAAUGAUGCAAUAGAGAUCAAAGUUUUAUGCUUUUUGUGAUUUUAUUCAAGCCCAUUUCAUUUUUUUUGAUGAUUUUCACUUUGGGUGUUGAUUUUUACUUGCUGUCCUGUUUUUGAAUUGUUUAAGCUGCUGGAACAUAAAAUUCUAUUUGUUACAAGAAGAUAUUGGAGCUGUGUCUAAUUGAGCAGGUAAAAGAAGAGGAGAUCUAUAUACUGAUAGCAAGGCCUGGAUUCAUUAUCAGGACUUUGCAGUCUUGCAAAAUCCAAACCAGCUUUGCUGUUGUUAUUUGCUGGGGUUAUGGCAACCAUGUUGCAUUCUGACUCCAGGCGCUUAUAUUCUUGGUGGUGGGAUAGUCACAUUAGCCCAAAAAAUUCAAAAUGGCUUCAGGAAAAUCUUACAGACAUGGAUGCAAAAGUCAAAGCAAUGAUCAAGCUUAUUGAAGAGGAUGCAGACUCCUUUGCAAGAAGGGCGGAGAUGUACUAUAAGAAGAGGCCAGAACUCAUGAAAUUAGUUGAGGAGUUCUACCGAGCAUACCGUGCAUUAGCAGAGAGAUAUAAUCAUGCAACAGGAGAGCUACGUCAAGCCCAUAGAACCAUGGCAGAAGCAUUUCCCAACCAAGAACAUUUUCUGCUGACUGAUGGUUCACCGUGUAGUUCUUCAGGCCCUGAGGCUGAGCCACGCACACCCGAAAUGCUACAUCCUAUUCGUGCAUUCUUGGAGCAAGUUGAUGUACAGAAAGAUGCGUUGGGUUUAAGCAGAAAGGGUCUAAAGCAGCUGAAUGAGAUCUUUGAGUUUUCUCAGUUAUCAGCUGAAAAACAGGAUGAGAACAUCCAGAACCAUUCUGAGUCUGAGCAUGGGGGGAAAGCAGAGAUUGAACUCGAAGCCUUAAGGAAAACUCUGGCAGAUAUACAGUGUGACAAGGAGUCUAUCCUUCUUCAGUAUCAGAAGAGUCUAGAGAGUUUAUCUGAAAAGGAAAAAGAGCUUAAUAAGGCACAAAACAUUGCUGAAGGUCUUGAUGAACGAGCAAGCAAAGCAGAAAUUGAAAUCGGAAUAUUGAAGGAAGCUCUAGCAGAGCUAAAAUCUGAGAUGGAUACAGGUCUAGUUCAAUACAACCAGUGUCUGGAAAGGAUAGCUAGCCUUGAAGCUAAGUUAUCUUUGGCUCAACUGGAUGCAAAGGGGCAUGAUGAGAGGGCUGCUAAAGCAGAAACUGAAGCAAAAAGCCUCAAGCAAGAACUCGCCAGGCUCGAAGCUGAUAAGGAUGCUGGUCUUCUUCGGUAUGAAAUAUCUGUUGAAAAGAUAUCUGUUUUGGAGUCCAAGGUUAACCUUGCAGAGGAGAAUUCCAGGAUGCUGACUGAGCAAAUUGAAAGAGCAGAGUCUGAAGUUAAAGCGUUGAUGGAAAAAGUUUCGGAAUUGAAUGAUGAGAAAGAAGCUGUAUCUAUCCUGUACAGGCAGUCCUUGCAGAAAAUAUCUUCAAUGGAGAGUGAAAUUUUGCAUGCCCGUGAAACUUCUGAACUGUUGAAGAGAGAAAUUGAGCUAGGCACUGAAAAAAUAAAGACUGCAGAAAAACAUUGUGACACGUUGGAGAAAUCAAAUCAAUCUCUUCAACUAGAGGCUGACGAUCUGGUGCAGAAGAUUUCUUUAAAAGAUCGAGAGCUUCUAGAGAAGCAUAAUGAGUUUGAGAGGCUGCAGAAUCUGAUGCACGAAGAAAAUUCUCGCUUCCUUCAAAUUGAAUCUACUCUGCAGACUCUGCAAAACUCGUACUCUCAGUCACAAGAGGAGCAAAGGUCUCUUGCUUUGGAGCUUAAACACGGGCUUCAGCUGUUGGAGGACCUGGAACUUUCCAAAAAGGGUUUCAAAGAAGAAAUGCAACAUAUUGUGGAAGAAAACAAGACUUUGCAUGUGCUUAAUUUCUCUUCCACUAGGACCUUAAAAGAUCAGCAAAUGGAAAUUUCCAAGUUGAAGGAGAUCAAAGAGAAUCUGGAACGAGAAUUUGUCGUAAAAGUUGAAGAAAGUAAUCACCUCCUACAUGAAUCUCAUCAAAUAAAGGAUGAGAUCAAGGGCUUGAAUAAUAGAUACCAGGAUAUACUGGAAGAUCUAGAGUCUGUAGGUUUGAAUCCUAAAUGUUUUGCAGCAUCUGUGAUGGAUUUACAAAAGGAGAACUCAAAACUAAAGGAGGUGUGCAAAGUCGAGCAAGAUGAGAAAGAAGCUCUUCGUGAAAAGUCGAAGGAUAUGGAUAAACUUUUGAGUGAAAAGGCCUUUAUGCAAUGUUCCCUAUCAAGUUUGAAUGAUGAGCUAGAUGGAGUAAGAGAUACAAUGAAGAAAUUUCAAGAGUCAUGCCAUGUUCUGAAGGAAGAAAAAUCCACUCUUGUUGGUGAGAAAUCAGCUUUAUUGUCGCAAUUGCAAAUUAUCACCGAAAGUAUGCAGAAGUUAUUGGAGAAGAACGCCUUGCUGGAGAAGUCUCUGUCUGAUUCAAAGAUUGAGCUUGAAGGUUUAAGGGCUAAAUCAAGUAGCUUGGAAGAAUUCUGCAAUUUGCUGAACAAUGAGAAGUGCAGUCUUCUUAACGAAAGGAGCAUCCUGGUAUCUCAAUUGGGGAGUGUCGAAGAGAAACUAAGUAACCUAGAAAAAAGGUUUACUAAAUUGGAGGAAAAAUAUUCUUAUAUGGAGAAAGACAAAGAAAGCAAAGUCAAUCAAGUGGAAGAACUUCAUGCUUUGCUUUCGGCACAGAAACAAAAGCAUGCCAAUCACAAACACUCAAGUGAAUCCCGAUUGGCAAAUUUGGAGAAUCUUGUUCUUCGGCUUCAAGAAGAGCGUCAGUUGGGGAAGGUAGAAUUUGAAGAAGAACUUGAUAAAGCUGUAAAUGCUCAAGUAGAGAUGUUUAUUUUGCAAAAAUGUAUGGAAGACUUGGAGCAAAAGAACUCAGGCUUACUAUUUGAAUGUCAAAAACAUAUCGAGGCAUCAAAAUUUUCUGAGGAAGUUAUUUCCGAGUUGGAGGGUGAAAACCUUAUGCAACAGAUGGAGGUAGAUUUCUUGCUCGAUGAAAUUAGAAAAUUCAAAAUAGGGAUUCAUCAAGUGUUAGCGGCUCUUCAGGUCGAUUCAGACAGGAGACACGACAAAGGGUUCAAGCAAGAGGAAAUCUCUAUAUCGCAUAUUUUGAAUAAUAUUGAGGGCUUGAAAGGUUCUCUUGCAAAAACACAGGAAGAGAAGCUGCAGCUACUUGUAGAGAAUUCUGUCCUCCUCACAGUUAUUUCGCAGGAAGAAUCUGAAGGAAAAGAACUGGAUUCCAAGAAAAGGCACCUUGAGCAUGAGUUUCAAAACACAAGAGAGCAGAAUGUGAUGUUGCAGAAAGUUAAGUUUGAACUACUGGAAAUGAACAGGCAACUGGGGUCUGAACUGACCGAGGGGGAAGAGAGGGAGGACGCGUUGAAAUCUGAAAUGGAGGUUCUUCGUAUGAAAUUGGUAGAUUUGCAGAACACAAAUCUUAUGUUUCAGGAGGAAAAUCGCAAGGUGCUUGAGGAGAAAAAUUUGCUAAUUAGGAGUGUUUCAGAGCUCAAAGAAGCAAAGUCUGCUGCUGAAGAUGAGAGCAGUGUGAUGUUCCAUGAGGCGCUGAAUCUGAAAAGCCUUAGUUUGGUUUACGAGAGCUUUUUCAUUGAGAAGGUAUUGGAACAAAAGGAACUUGCCGAGCAUCUGAGUGAUCUUCACCGUACGAAUAAUAACCUCAAACAGGAGCUUGGUCUGUUAAGGGAACAGUUUGAGGCGAAAGAAGCAGAGAAUGUUUAUCUGAAGGAGUCGGUUAGGACAAUGGACAAAGAUCUGCAGGAAGCCAAACAUGCAAAUGACAAUUUAAGUCAUCGGAUUCAAAGUUCAGAGGAUCAUCUUGAAAAGAAGAAAACAGAACUUUUAGAAAAAGAGGAAAAGCUAAAGGCCGUGGAAAUGUUGAACGCAGAGUUUUGCAGAAAUGUUGAAAAACUGAAAAUGGAACAACAAGAGUCAAGCCUGAUCAAUGAAAAUCUCGAGAGACAGAUUCUUGAAUUAUCAGAAGGUUGUAUGAAUCACAAAAAAGAAAUUGAACUCCUCAAUGAAGCAAAUAGAAGUAUUAUGUCAGAGAUGAGAUUAUUACACCAGGAAGUGGAACAACAGAAGGCUAGAGAAGAAACAUUGAGUUCAGAACUGAUGGAUAAAACAAAUGAAUUUCAACUUUGGGAGGCUGAGGCUGCUACGUUCUAUUUUGAUCUUCAAAUUUCAUCCAUUAGUGAAGCAUUGUUGGAAAAUAAGGUGAAUGAGCUUACCGGAGUUUGUACGAGACUUCAAGGUGAGAGUGCUGCAAAGAGCUCAAAGAUUGAAAAAAUGACAGAAAGAGUCGGUCUUCUGGAAAGUGAAAUUGGAGGACUGAAGGGUCAUUUGUCUGCUUAUGUUCCAGUCAUUAGUUCUUUGAAAGAGGAUUUCGCUUCCUUAGAGCACACCAUCCUUCAAUCAAAUAAAGCUUCGGCUGUAUGCAAUCAGGAACAAAAGGAUUAUGUAAUUGAAACAUGUCUUGGAGAAAACAUCAAUCCAAGUGUAAUAGAAAAUAAUUUGAUGUUGGACGGCGUUUCGGAUUUGAUAGGCAUGAAGGCGAGGAUUAGAGUAGUUGAAAGGUGCAUGGUGGAAGAAAUUGAAAGACGUGUCAAGGAGGAAAAUCUGUCCUCUAAAGCCAAUCCACAAAAAGACUACAGAAAAGUAGAGAAGCAACUCAAAGAUGAGAACAUGUUCGAUCUCAACACAUGGAGAACAAAAUCCCAAAAUGGAUCGCUGAUGAAAGAUAUUCCUCUUGAUCAAAUAUCAGACAAUCCAGCCUCCAAGAAUUGCAGGAGAAAGAAUAGAGGGACUGACGAUGGGAUGCUUGAAUUAUGGGAAACCGCUGAACAGGAUUGCUUUGAUGACGGUUUGAUGGUUGGUGAAGCAAUGAAAAGGAGUUCUGAUCCAACCGAAGACGUUAUUAUGUGCCAUCAGUCGGAUAAUUCAGGAAGAUGCCUGAACACCUCUUCAGAAUUGGAGGCAGAAAAGGAAUUGGGUGUUGACAAGCUUCAUCUGUCGAAAAGCAUAAAAGACAGAACUCAAGAUGGCAAGAGAAGAAAAAUAUUGGAGAGGCUUGCAUCGGAUGCACAGAAACUGUCAACUCUUAAUAUGAGUGUGCAAGAUUUGAAAAUGAAAAUGGAGACAAAGAAGAGAGGCAACAAGAAGGGAGUCGACACCGAAUACGAAACGGUUAAAAGACAGAUAGAAGACGUUGAAGGAGCUGUUGUGAAAUUAGCAGAUACUAAUGAUCAACUGACAAAGGAGAUCAAAGAGAGUGUUCCGUCUUCAAGCAGGGAGACUUCGGUGGAGUUGGAAAAGAGUAGACAGAUGCAAAGAAAAAGAGUGAUAGAGCAGGCGCGAAAAGGUUCGGAAGAGAUAGGACGGUUGCAGUUCGAGAUGCAGAACAUCCACUAUGUUUUGCUGAAAUUGAGUGAUGAAAAGAAAAACAAAGGGAAGAACAAAUUCUCUGGAAAAACAGUGGUGUUUCUAAGGGAUUUUAUUCACAUCGGAAACAAGAGUAGUAGCAGCAAAAGGCGCAGCAAAGGGUGCUUCGGCGGAACCUCAAAGACAACUAAUGAAGACUAAGAAAAUCUUGUCGCUCACUAUGUUGUAAAGUGCUUCUUAGUUUGGAUGUUUUUAUUUUAAUCUAGCUUAUCAGUUCUUAAUUUUAGCUUGUCAAAAUGGGAGGUUAGUUUAUUUAUCUAUCUUUUAGCUUUCAGAAAGACUUGUAAUGAGUGACAUUUUAGCUGAGUAGUGUAUGACACUCUUAUGAAAGCAUGGAUCAGAAAAUAAGUUAGUUUUUCUUCAGUAUUUAUUCUCAUCUUGAGAUGGAAACUUUGGCUCAGAAUUAUUAUGCUGGCAGACAUCUUGAUUCUAUAGGAGAAUAACCACGCUUUUAUA